UUGAGUUUCUCUAGCUUUUGCUAUUCCUCCCAGGGAUGUUUACCUCCAUCAGGAGGUAAACUUGCCCAGAAAAAGAUCAUAAUAGGAUCCUUUUCAGGAGUGCUUUCUGUAGUGUACCAGAAUCAUAUCGUGUUCUGUGAUGUAUGUGUCAGACUCAAUUGUGGCAGUGAAGGAGAACUUGAAACAGAAUUGAGCUCCCACGAUCCAAACCUGGGCUUGUUCCGGGAGCUCUCCCAUCAGUCGCAGCGUUGGGGACUUUGAUCUUCUGCCUGAGUCGAUCUGGGAGGAUACAGUAGGUUGUGGUUGAGGGACGGCUCAAGCUCCCUGGCUUCAGGAGGAAGGGGUGGCAGCUUUUUAAGUGUCAGGAGGCCAGGUUCUCAAUUCUACGUUCUCCAGUUGGCUCUGAAAAUGCUGUUCUGAUUUGAAACGUCAUCGAGGGGUUGUUUAAACACGUCAGAAGUGGAGUUAGCCCUCUUAGGCUAUUGAUCUGUCUUAUGAAGCUUUAAUGUUCCCUACAAGUUAUAUUUGGGGAAGGUGAGCAGCCCCAUCCACUUAGGAGUCAUGAAAGCAGCAUUAUCUGAGGAGCUGGGAUGCUCCGGUACAGGUGGUAGUCUGGGGAGGAUAUGAGGCAGUAAAUUUUCAAGUCAUAAAUCCUGCCAGGAGGAGCCUUGUGCUGCCAGAGGGCAUGACUUAGUAGUCUAAUUAUUAAGUGUGCAAUGCCAGGCCUCCCCGAGGCCUGAGUGCACAUCUCUGGCAGCCUGGGGGCUGGGAAAGUAACCACACCCGGUCAUUUCCAGGCACCUGUGUGGACUCUUACCCGCGUUAAGGAAGGGGCAUCCUGGUGCAGACAACCAGUCUUAUUCUCUGGCGUCUGCUGUGUCAUAUUUGGGGGUGUUUUUACUGCAUGUAUUUAUUGCUUUCCUCCACCAGAUAUCUUUGCUUCCCUAUUGUGUUGUGAAAACAGACUCAUAAUAAGUAUGAUCUGCCUUCUCUCAUAAAAACUGCAGUUGAUGAUUAAAGGAAGUGGCUCAAAAACAUGGCCAGAAGGGGAAACUAGAAUUUUGAAGACUGAAAACAAAAACAGGGAACAAAAAUCCCUUUUCUGUAAGACUUCUCUGGUGAUGUUCGUUUUGUUGGUCUUUUAUUUAGAAGCAGGUUCCCUGGUUUCUAUUUCUUGGUCCUUCACACCUCUGAGUGUAUCAGGCCCAUGACAGAUUUGCUCCAGGGUGCUCCUCUGCGCUGGGUGCACUCUGCCCUGUCACACUCUGCCCGGCCAGAGUGGGCCAGUCGGGCGCCAUCCAGGUCCUCGCUAAAGACGUGCUCGGCAAGCACAGACAGCCAGGGCCUGGGCCACGACAUUGCAGGCUCCUUUCAGUUGAAGUGUUGGGCUUCGCUGAGCUGAGAUUUUGUGGGGCACCCUUGGCCUUCAGGGAGGGUGGACACGGGAACAGGUGGGUUGGGAGGUGCUUCUCAGCUUGGGUGAGUUUCUUGCUGAAAGUCUCAUUCCUUGUGUGAUUCAAACCCAGAACCCACAGGGGCAUUGGGUUUCAGAUACGCAUGUUCUUUCCCUUCUCAGCUGACUGUGACUCUGUUUUUCUUUCUGCCUUUGUCUGGCUGAAACCCUGGGGAUGGGCUGGGAGUGGGUGUGUUGUCUAAAUCAGGCUGUCUUGUUGUCUGGUACCUUCUGUCCUUUAGCUGGUAACAGCCCCGUUUUGCCUAAAUAUCUGUGAGUUUGGAACAGUAUUAAUUGCUACUGCUUUUUUCUUUUUUUUUUCUGGUUGAAACAAUGAUAGGUGUUUAGUGUAGGAACUUUGAAAAAUAUGACAAAAAUCACUGGUGAUUCUGCCACCUAGAGAUAAUCACCGUUGACAUUUUGGGAGCAUUUACUUCCCCCCUUAUCUCUCUGUGUAUGUAUGUCUGUAGAAUUGGGAUCUCUGUAUAUUUAGUUACAUUUGACAAUUAUCAACUUUUCCCAUAUUGUUAAAUAGUCUUUAAAUAGCUCUACUAGUAGGUAUGUGAGUUGUUUCUGGACAUUUAUAGUCAUGUGCGUAAAUCUUGGUUACAUCAUUUUGUACCUUGUAAAGGCAUUACCGUUUUUAGGCCACGUGAAGGGACAAAUCUUCGCCUCCGAGACUGUUAGAAACCAAAUUAGAUCAGAGCAGCAGAUGAGCCUUGAGAAGGAAAAUGACGUUGGUUCCUUCUGUAGCUGCAGAACCAGGUCCAGAACCCUGUCUUCGACUUCCAGUUCAGGGCUCUGCCCACUGACAACCCAGAAGAGGCCCGAGGAGGGCGGGGCUUGGAGUUGACGGGCCACACUUCAUGUGGCCCCACCACCUACUAGCCGUGGGAUCUUGGUGACCCACUUAAGGUCUUUAAACCUUGGGCCCAUCCCUGAGAAACUGGGGUACAGUGAGGGGUGUGGCGAGGACUCAGUGCUCGCUCACGUGUAGACCACUCAGCACGUCACCCGGCCUGUCGUCCACUGUCAAGGAAGAGCAGUCUUUUUUUAAUGUUCCAAAUCCAGCAGGUCUAGCAAAAUGGCGUCUCCACUGUUCCAGAUGCUGCAGGAGGAGGUGUGCAGAUGCUCUGAUUUUCUCAGACAGUUCUGUCAGGCCAAGCAGAAAGCGGCCUUGCUGGAGCUGCUGCACGAGCUGUACAACUUCCUGGCCAUCCAAGCGGGUAAUUUUGAAUGUGGAAAUCCAGAGAAGCUGAAAAGCAAAUGCAUUCCUGUAAUGGAAGCCCAGGAAUAUAUAGCAAAUGUGACCAGCAGCUCCUCCGCCAAGUUUGAAGCUGCACUGACCUGGAUACUGAGCAGUAACAAGGACGUGGGCAUCUGGCUGAAAGGGGAAGACCCGUCCGAGCUGGUGACCACAGUGGACAAGGUGGUCUGCCUGGAGUCCGCCCGCCCCCGCAUGGGUGUUGGCUGCCGCCUGAGCCGCGCCCUGCUCACAGCCGUCACCAAUGUGCUCAUCUUCUUCUGGUGCUUGGCCUUUCUGUGGGGGCUCCUGAUCCUCCUGAAAUACCGGUGGCGGAAGUUGGAAGAGGAAGAGCAGGCCAUGUAUGAGAUGGUGAAGAAGAUUAUAGACGUGGUCCAGGACCACUACGUGGACUGGGAGCAGGACAUGGAGCGCUACCCAUACGUGGGCAUUCUACACGUGCGUGACACCCUGAUCCCGCCACAGAGCCGGAGGCGCAUGAAGCGGGUCUGGGACCGGGCUGUGGAGUUCCUGGCCUCCAAUGAAUCCCGGAUCCAGACAGAGUCCCACCGUGUGGCAGGAGAAGACAUGCUGGUGUGGAGAUGGACUAAGCCCUCUUCCUUCUCUGACUCGGAGCGAUAAACUCUGGGCGGGGGCCUGUUCCCAAUCAGCCUGUCCCAGGCCAGUCCCCUCCAGGGGCCCGAGAGGGCCACCAUCCUGCCGGUGCUGAAUUCACACUUGCCUUGACUUUCACCCUCCUCCUGACCUUGGUUCCACAGGUGUCUCUGAGACUCUUCAGAGAGAGCUCAGUAGGAAGGCGUGGGCUUUCUCGAAGGGCAAGGGGAGAAGCCAGAGGCCAGGUGGGCAGCUGCCCUCUGCGUGGGUCCAUCCUCUCUGCCCCCUUUUGCUGGCAGAAAGGGGAGAAGGGUUUGUUUUCCGUGAAAAGAUAAAAGGGCAGCGGCCGGGACCCCCUGCAGAGCAAGUGUGCAGCUGGGUGGGCCGAGCACUCGGCAGCGCGUUGGGCCCAGCGCCCAUAGGAGGUGGGUCGGGUGGCAGGCUGGGAUCGCAGGGCGUGGGAGCAGCUUGGUCAUGUGCCUUCGGGGGGGGGGGGGGUGUUACCUGGGAGCUCAAGGGUGAGGGGAGAAAGCCGGUCCGUGAGCUGGAUUGGGCCUCUUAUCUCGGAGAGGGGAGGUGCUAGAAAUCAGAACAAGUGCCGAAGGAGAGCUACAGACGCGGCCGGGCACGCGCGGCCUCAGGAGGGAGCCCGCUGGGGCGGCCUCCCUGGAGGAACCUGGAGUCGACGGCGCGCCUCCGACAGUUGAGAGCGAGUGUGAGCGGCCCCGCGGGGCGCGGCCUCCCCGGUGCAGGCCUGCAGCCGCGGCGCGGCCCCUGACCGCGCUCCGGGGCCUGGGGGGCCACGCGCUUCCCGUGGGCGAAGAUCGCCGGGGUUGCGGCGGCGACCGCGCCUCCCCGCCCCGGGCGCUUUGCGGGCAGCUUCCGUGCGCGGGGGGAGCCCCCGCGGGGGCCUUGUUACUGCGGGGCCCGAAGCCUCUGCAUCGAGCGCAGACCCACGCGUUCUCGUCCGCGGCGGGCGGGAGAGGGGGCGAGCCGAGGAAACGGAACAGCGGCCUCCAGAAGGCAUUAAGCACCCCUCUCUGGUCUUACUGGUAUUUUUUGUUUCCUUAAUAAAGCGCCAGUCUCCCUCAUUUGAACAAUACUCUGUCUCAUUUCCUCUGAUGUCUGGGUGAUCGGCGGGGCUGGAAUCCGAGCGCCGGCCCCGUGGCAACGCAGCAUCUCAUAAUCAGGCUCCAGCCAGAAGAAGAAACUGCACCAGGCUUCACUAUGGGGGAUGAAACUGCUGGAUAAAUAAACUAUUUAUUAAAAAUGGA
Hippopotamus amphibius kiboko is the source of this 4585-nucleotide messenger RNA. It is a transcript of the gene LEMD2, whose product is annotated as LEM domain nuclear envelope protein 2. Lineage: Eukaryota; Metazoa; Chordata; Mammalia; Artiodactyla; Hippopotamidae. The coding region runs from base 2538 to 3338 and encodes 266 amino acids. The record is from RefSeq and is a predicted model, not a curated record. Gene Ontology annotation, cellular component: nuclear inner membrane. Gene Ontology annotation, biological process: negative regulation of BMP signaling pathway; nuclear envelope organization. Gene Ontology annotation, molecular function: chromatin DNA binding. The transcript is spliced from 8 exons.